UGAUGUUGUAGAAGGGAGAAUUACAGGUACCCUAGGUAGCUAAUGUGGUUGUUUCAGCGCAGUAUUACCCCACUACGAUGCAAGUAGGUACGUACUUCCACCACCAUACGGUGACUUCCUUACCAUACCUUAGGUAGGUAGUUACUGCCAGUUACUGCCAUCUACCCAGGUAUUUAUUUGCAUCGUCCUCAUCCUCGAUGUUAUCUAUCUCUCCCUCUUUUAAUCACCAAUACCUAAACCCCCGAACCCCCGACGAUGUCGCCCUCCGCCACCGGUAUUGGCGAUAUGCCUGUCGAAAUCAUUCGAAACAUCGGCGAAUUCCUAUCACAACCAGAAAGCGCUUGUCUGGCGCAGACUUCGAAAUAUAUGAGCUGCGUCGUGUCACCUAUCAUGUACGAAAGAGACCUUCGCGAAGAUAACCACGCCUUGUGGUGGGCGUGCGCUAGUAACAACACCAGAGUCCUGAAACGCUUCCUUCGUACCGCAAAGCAAUUCACGGGAACCCGCAUGGUUAACUAUCGCUUUCGAACACAACACAGUAUAGCAAACCGUCCUGGCUGCGAGGGUUUCAGCCGAGGGAUGACCCCGAUAGCAGUCGCGAUUCGUUUCGGCUCCUUCAACGUUUUCACCUACCUUCUGAAGUCUGGAGCAAACGUUAAUUUAGCAGACGCCUUGCCAAUUCGCACCAAUAGCCACUGCUGGUAUCCGAUUAACUGGGCUACACAUGUGGUUAAGCCCGGAGGCGACUUUACUAUCUGCGCGCGGCUACUUGCUGAAUACGGUGCGACCCUGGAUCAGCAACCACUCGCUAAAUCCGUUGUUCCCGGCCCUUCGCGGGGAUAUCGAGUUGGAGAAAUGAGCCCUGUAUUCGAGCAACUGCACUUUCAACCCGGCGAUCUGUUCGACGACAUUACAUACCUUCAUCGUCGACUCUAUGACCUUCUUGACGGGCGGCUUAACAAGUUAACCACCCUCCUCCAUCUCGGAAUAGACCCCGACAAAGUUGAACUCCACACUGGGCAUAGCCCUAUUUUUCGAUUGGCCAUGAAUUUAGACAAAUUUCGUCCGGCCGACCAUUACGAUGCUAGAGGUUCAACAACUCUUCGCCAAGAACUCGACAGCCUAUACGACGAAGUUAUUAUCCCUUACAGCAUUGAUUUCCUUGAUAAUCUAGUCAAAGCUGGAGGCAAUGUCGACCUGACCUAUCAAGGCUCGGCCGUUUCGGAAACAGCGCUGCAUGUGGUGUGCAACAAGAGCGAGCUGCAUCAGGCCGUUAUCUCUUUCCUCGUCGAUCUUGGUGCAGAUAUUAACGCCACCGAUGAGAACGGCCGUACACCAUUUUACAGAAUCAUGGCCAACCCCCCAUUCAAGACUAAGGUGUUAUGGAAGUUCAUCCAUAAGAACGUCGCGAUCAACCACCGAGACCAGAAUGGCCAGACGCCAUUGCAUUUCCUUUGUGAGAAUUACGGGAUGUCGAUGGCCCUGCUCGACCAGACGAUUAAAGCUCUUGUUAAGGCUGGUGCCGACCUGUUAGCUAAGGAUAACAAUGGAAAGACCCCUUGCGAUCUUCUUAAAGACCGCCGCCCCCGUGUAUUACAUUUCAUUGUUGACGAGUUGGAAGAGGCUGAGGGAAGGGCGCUGAAGCGCGCGGAGGGACGCGGAAGGAAGGGUUAGUAGGUAACGCGAGUUAGGAGGGAAAGUAAUAUGAAAUGAGAAUUGACCGUGCUUCUGAGAUUUCGUACGACCUGAUGUGCACCG
Messenger RNA from Hypoxylon trugodes, 1758 nucleotides. Its product is annotated as ankyrin repeat-containing domain protein. Gene Ontology annotation, molecular function: protein binding. The coding region runs from base 256 to 1674 and encodes 472 amino acids. Lineage: Eukaryota; Fungi; Ascomycota; Sordariomycetes; Xylariales; Hypoxylaceae. The transcript is spliced from 2 exons. The record is from RefSeq and is a predicted model, not a curated record.